GCGACAGUCCGCCAGGAUCACACCCUCCCGCCUUCGAAAAUGCGAAUUCAAGUGCCGUGUGUAAAGUUCGCGUCCGAUGGAUUCGAGCGAGAGCGCUCGAUCAAGGGGUGAUCGAGCGACGACGAGACGCAUAUACAACGAAGCGGAUAUUCUCCAGGGAAACGUAAACGCGCUAAUUCCCGCUCCGGGAAAUUAAUUUCCAUCAGCCUUUGUUUGAUGUCCGUCCAACUUCCGUCCGCGCCCGCGCGGUCCGAAAGUUCUGUUACAUUAUAUAUUUCACUCCUUUCUGAUUCUCGGCAAAAAUUUUGCGCAUAUCAUAUCGCAUCGCAUCGUCGCAGUAAGAGCCAAGAAAUUGUAAUUCUAAGAAUAGUUCGGGUGAAUUGUGCGAUGAGCUUGAAAGGUUCCUCGGAACUUCGUGCAGCUAGCCGACAACGCGAUUGGAUGAGGACCGGUGGUUCCUCGAUAAGAUCCCUGGAUGUGCCGCUGGCUAUCCGCAACGGUACCGGACCUGUGGACCUGAUUUGCGUUUACGAGGUUGACGAGGACGAGAACGGACUUGUAAUCAAAUGGUUUCACGAAGCGUAUCAGAUUUAUCAGUGGAUUCCACCGAUACCGCCGCAAGAUAUCGGAAUUAUCGAAGGAGUCGCGGAAUAUCCAGCUGAAAACCUGAAGGAGCCAUACUCGCGCUCAGUGAUACGAUUGAAGACCGUCACGAUAGACAUGACUGGGGAAUAUACGUGCGCAAUCAGCACGUUUCAGGACGAGGCGAGCAACUCGACGAAAAUGAUUGUUUAUGUGCCGGAAAGCGAUAUGACGGUGCACACUUACCCCUUCAAUAAGACCCACGUGAAUUUAACGUGCGUCGUAACGGGCGCGCAACCACAACCGUCUCUGAAGCUCUACGUCGAGGGAAUCGAGAGCAAUGAUCGCGGAAGUGAUCGGGAAUCCUCGACAGACUGGUACAAGGGUAACCCACGAACGUCGCUGGAUGUUGUCGUCGAGGACACGCUGGAUCCUGCCGUCAUCGAGUGCGAAAUGUCAAUCCCCGAAACGGAGUACAAGCGCCGAGAACGGAUCGUCUACUAUCCCAGUUCGAAUCGUUCCACGCAAUUACUACCCUAUCGCACAAAUGUUUCACAAGGGAGGCACUACGCGAUGUUGCUUGUCGAUAUUCUUUAUAUUGCCAUUCUUAGAUUAAUAUUCACGUAGGAUUGAAGUUAACGGCAAAUUGUACUCUGGGGAAAUAAACAGGUAUUUAAUGUAUUUUUAUUUCGUGAAACUCGAGUAUCAACUCUUCUAAUUCUGAAAAAAAAGAAAUAAAAGCACUUAAAUC
This is a messenger RNA of Solenopsis invicta (red fire ant), 1333 nucleotides long. RefSeq lists its product as uncharacterized. The record is from RefSeq and is a predicted model, not a curated record. The transcript is spliced from 5 exons. Bases 217 to 1209 code for a protein of 330 amino acids. NCBI's taxonomy places the organism in Eukaryota, Metazoa, Arthropoda, Insecta, Hymenoptera, Formicidae.